Trichoderma atroviride IMI 206040 is the source of this 579-nucleotide messenger RNA. RefSeq lists its product as uncharacterized. Gene Ontology annotation, cellular component: Golgi membrane. The record is from RefSeq and is a predicted model, not a curated record. Gene Ontology annotation, biological process: protein secretion; vesicle-mediated transport. NCBI's taxonomy places the organism in Eukaryota, Fungi, Ascomycota, Sordariomycetes, Hypocreales, Hypocreaceae.
AUGGAGGCGGCCGCGCAACCCCAGCCGGGAGCCCUGAGCUGGCGGCUCAGUUCUCAUCCCAUUACGUUGCUCACGUUUCUGGGCUUUAGGAUAUCGAGCGUGCUCAUAUAUUUCUUGGGGCUAUGGAUCAUCCAGAGCAUGAUCAUGAUUUUCAUUAUUACGAUUCUCCUCCUAGCCUGCGACUUUUACUACCUCAAGAACAUUGCCGGCCGUCGACUCGUCGGGCUGCGGUGGUGGAACGAAGUCGAUCCGUCGACGGGCGAUUCCCAGUGGGUGUUUGAGAGCCUGGAGCCGGGGACGAGGGAGAUCAACUCGACGGAUAGCCGGUUCUUCUGGCUGGCGCUGUAUAUUCAGCCGCUGUGGUGGAUAUUGAUGGCGAUUCUGGCGAUUAUACGGCUGCAGUUUUUGUGGCUGCCUCUUGUUGCUAUCGCGUUGGCUCUGACCAUUAUCAACACUCUGGCCUUUUCUCGAUGUGACAAGUUUAGUCAAGCGGGCAAUUUUGCCGGGGGCGCCUUUGGAUCGACCAACUUGGCAACAAGCCUUGCUAGCAACUUUGUCGGCCGCAUGUUCAGGUCGUAA